Messenger RNA from Sordaria macrospora k-hell, 1035 nucleotides. NCBI's taxonomy places the organism in Eukaryota, Fungi, Ascomycota, Sordariomycetes, Sordariales, Sordariaceae. The record is from the annotation of a RefSeq genome assembly.
CUGCAGCAGCCGCCGCAGCCGCCGCCGCAGCAAAUCCAACUACCACAGAAGCAACAACUACAGGUGCAGCCACAGCAGAAGGAAACCAAAGGCUACUCUCGUAAAACGACACCGGCCGCAGAUGUACCCGUUCACACACCAGAUCCAGAUGAACAACCAGCUUCCACAACGGUGACUGCACCUCCCAGUGUGGCAUCAACCACGUCUAUCCGCCGCAAGGCUUCUAGUAUAGAACCCCAGCCAUCUCUUGCAUCAGAUCGCCCUCGUCGCACAAGUACUGCUCGGAAUACACCUGCACCAGACAAGGCUCCGGCAGAAACAACCAUAACCACGCGGACGGCCGGAAAGCGAACUAAAAGACCAGCGCCAGGUGUCAUUAGCCGGACUGUGAGCGGCGGCAAUAGUGCUGUUGGGAAACGAAAAGCCGCGCCGAAGAAGAGCGCCCGCACCGGGAAGGGUAAAGACAAGGCAGCUGCGGAAGGUCGACAAGCAGCGGCGGCAGCAGCAGCAGCAACAGCAGCCGCCGCCGGCACCAAGAACGAGACGGAAGUCGAAGUGGAUGAUGAGGGAAACGUGAUCGAUCCCAACGAGCCGAGGUACUGCCUAUGCAACCGUGUGAGCUUUGGGAUAAUGAUUCAAUGUGACAACGUUGAUGUGAGUAAACAACCCAACGAGAAGAAGUCAACAUCCAAGAAAUCCGGCAAGGCCGCAGCAAGUCUCGGUUCGGCAACUUCUACGUCUGCUAUGUCUAUUUCCACAAGGUCCAAGCGAAAACAGGGAACAAAGGAGGAUGAACAAGAUCAAGAACAAGACGAAGAGCAAGCGCCCAACAAGGAAAAUGAAGGAGAAAAUGCAGAGAGCAAUCCGUCUCAGACGGGAAAAAAUAGGAAAUGCCAGCAGGAAUGGUUCCAUCUCGAGUGCGUAGGACUCACCGCGAUUCCGGCUAGGACGACAAAGUGGUAUUGUCCCGACUGUCGCAAGGCGCUGAACAUUGGCGAGAAGGGCGAAGUCAGUGCUAGAGGCAUCAAGGCCUAG